CAUCAUUUACUCUUGUCCAUACCUUGAUAUCUUAACCGCAAAAAUGCCGGGAACUCCUACAACAAACACCACCCUACUCCAUAAUCCGGAGCUUUGUACUCUGGACACAUGUCCCAUGGAACUAGCAAACAUCGAAUAUGUCCCUAACCUUGCGGGUAACAUCUUCUUCGUUGCAAUCUUUGGCCUGGUCCUUGCCUUCCAACUCGGCUUCGGCAUCAAAUACAAAACGUGGAGCUACAUGAUCGCCAUGAUCGGCGGCCUAGCACUAGAAAUCAUCGGCUACGUUGCUCGCAUCCAGAUGCAUUACAACCCUUUUCCAUCGGACCCUUUUCUCAUGUACCUCGUCUGCCUAACAAUCGGACCUGCCUUCCUCUCCGCCGCCAUCUAUCUCUGUCUCUCCCGGAUCGUCAUCGCAUACGGUGAAAAAAUCCCAUUCUUCCGCGCCCGCACCUACACCAUCCUCUUCAUCACGUGCGACAUCAUUGCCCUAAUUCUGCAAGCCGCCGGUGGCGCCAUCGCCUCCACCGCCGACGACAAAGACACCUCAGACAUCGGCAUCAACAUCAUGGUCGCCGGUGUCUCGUGGCAAGUGUUCAGUCUCUUCCUCUUUGUGGGACUGUGCACGGAUUUCGCCCUCCGCACGCGCCGUGCCGCCGCCCACCAAUUCAACCCGUUCUUCGAGGGCCUGCGCCAGACGAAGCCCUUCCAAGGUUUCCUGCUGAGUUUGGGAGUUGCGACUCUAACCAUUAUUACGCGGUCGGUGUUCCGGUGCGCGGAGCUCAGUGAGGGGUUUGAUGGCAAGUUGGCCAAUGAUGAGAUCACGUUCAUGGUGCUUGAGGGGGCGAUGAUUGCUGCGGCGGUUAUUGCGCUUACGGUCUAUCACCCGGGAUGGGUGUGGAAGGGACAGUGGAAUGAUGCGGUCUGGAGUGUGCGAUCGGAUAAGGGCGAUAAGGGUGGGUAUAAGGGGGUUGUGCUUGAGGGUAAUGACGAGAGUUAUCGCAUCGGGUCGAAUGAGAGGAUGGUGAAUACGGCGUAUGAUGGGCCGCACGCUUGAUUGGGAUUUAAUGGGUUAUGAUUUGUUGAAUGGUACUUUUAAUUUUGGGAUUAUUUUUCUGCUGCUUUGGAGAUACGAUUAGACCACU
Molecule: messenger RNA, 1142 nt
Organism: Aspergillus steynii IBT 23096
Lineage: Eukaryota; Fungi; Ascomycota; Eurotiomycetes; Eurotiales; Aspergillaceae
Product: RTA1 domain-containing protein
Exons: 2
Coding region: 44-1054 (336 amino acids)
Cellular component (GO): plasma membrane; fungal-type vacuole
Source: RefSeq, a predicted model, not a curated record